UCAAACAUAUAAAUUUGACUAGUUCACUUUCCCGUAUAUAUUUAUAUCAUUGAGCAAGUAGAAUAAACUGGAGUAAUGGAAGUCCUGGCAGUGGGAGUGGCAGCUUUUUUCCAGCUGAUGGGCUGCUACUUUUUCUUCGCACAGCCGAAGGAUCGCUGUUCGUCAGCUCCCGACUUGGCCAGUUGGCUUUUUCUGGGAGCCACAUUGUGUUACCUCUGGGAUGCUAACAUUUAUCCUCGACGUUUCAUGCACAUGCCACGCUACUGGAAACUUAUAAUUGAGAUCGUGGCUGCCAUUUUUCUGACUGAGUUGGGCACAAUUAUCAUUUGGUGCGGCCUCGAAAGAUUCCUCUUCGGACUGACGAAUGAUCUGCUGAAUCUUGGCUACACUGAGUGUAAUCCAUCUCCUUAUGCCUAUGGAUACUGGCUGUCGGGAGUAGUCACCUCCUUGGUGAGCGGUGCGGUCUUGUGGUAUGUGCUUAAAGCCACCGAUGGCACAUAUUAUUUUAUAAAGUUCACAGAAAAUCUGCGAGCUAUCGUGCACGAUUAUUGGCAGAUGUUCCGCUGCUAUAAAACCAUGAAUUCAAGAGGAAGACGUCGGGCUUUGAGGGUUUGUCAGUUGGCCAGGAAAACGCCAUGUCGCCGGCCUAAAACUCGAAUGUGUUGUCCACAGGAGGAUGAUGAAAGUGACUGACUAUAGACCCUGUUCAUUUUUUUUUGGCAGUCUUAUUUUUCUAAAAUGAUAAGAAUAAUUU
Molecule: messenger RNA, 754 nt
Organism: Drosophila ficusphila
Lineage: Eukaryota; Metazoa; Arthropoda; Insecta; Diptera; Drosophilidae
Exons: 1
Coding region: 76-693 (205 amino acids)
Source: RefSeq, a predicted model, not a curated record